Molecule: messenger RNA, 1059 nt
Organism: Brassicogethes aeneus
Lineage: Eukaryota; Metazoa; Arthropoda; Insecta; Coleoptera; Nitidulidae
Source: the annotation of a GenBank genome assembly
AUGGGAGUUCUGGUGUUGGCGAGUUUGUUAUGCUUGGGGUCGCUGUCAGUAACCGCUUUUCCUCAAGGCGCCCCAGCUUUAGAACCUCUAACCUACUACACCGAUCCUACGAAAAACUUCGACCAAGUCAAAGCCAUCUCCGUCGAGCAAAGCGUAGCACCAGACGGCCAAGUAUCAGCCACCAACUAUCAACCCUACAACGCUAAACACUACCACUUCACAGCAGACGACGCUACCGAUCGCUAUGGAUCCCCGCUCCAACAGUACGGAGGCUACACGUACGAAAUCGUCGGUGACGAUCACGAGAAGGCUCAGGAGUUCUCCUCCAUAGAGCAGGAUUCUGAAACCUACCAGGAUGAAGAAUUUCAGGACGAAGGAAAGUUCGGCGACACCACAGGCUAUAAGCACUACAACACCCACACCAGCUUCAACCUGGAAGGCCCGAAACAACUGGAACAAAUCACCACCCACAGCUACCAUAAAGAAGUCGAACCGUACGACACCACCGACUUCCAGAGCCACGAUCACCAAAGCCACAAGCACCACGAGGAGGAGGAACACGCCGAAGUCCACUACCACCAACACAAGCACCUGCACAAGCACCAGCACAAGCAGGAGCACGUGCACAAGCACAAGAACGAGCACAAACACGAGCACGAGCACAAGCACAAGCAGGAGCAUCACCACAAGCACAAGCACGAGGAGCAGCACAAGCACAAGCAGGAGCACAAGCACAAGCACGUGCACAAGCAGGAGCACAAGCAUCAGCACCACAACGAGCACAAGCACGACCACCACAACGAGCACAAGCACGAUCACCACCAUCACCAAGAGCACAAGCACGAUCAUCACCACGGGCACAAGCACUCGCACCACCAGGAUCACAAGCAUAGCCACCACAACGAGCACAAGCAUGAUCACCAUCACGGUCAUUCUCAUCACAACGAUCACAAGCAUCAUCACGGUCACAAGCACGAGCACAAGCACCACCAGAGUCACAAGCAUGACCACAAGCAUCACCACAAGAGCCACCACAAGCAUCAACAUUCCAAGCACUAG